AUGUUUUCGACAAACACAGGAAAAUAUAACGCAGAAAAAGCGGAAGGUGAUGAUACAAACGAGAUCGGCUACCGACAGUCUCGAGAGAAUGACCAAAUCGAUCUCAAGUACGGGUUCGAACGGGUGAAAGACACGCAAGAACGCACAGGCUAUCUUAUCAACAUACACUCGACGGAAAUUCUUAAUGAGGACCGCCGACUGGUAGCCGCUUUGGAUAUGUAUUUCUUACAAAUGGACGGAAGUCGUUAUAAAACAACGGUCAUCUACGCUCCCUACCUGUUGCUGAUCACACGCGACGGCACCUCCCUGGAAGUGGCCAAGUUUCUAGGUAAAAAGUACUCCGGUCAGUUGCUUGCCAUUGAACACAUACAAAAGGAAGAUCUCGAUUUGCCGAAUCAUUUGAGCGGGUUGAAGCAAAAUUUGCUUAAAUUGCGCUUUCCGAACACGACACAGAUGAACAAGGUAAAGCGUGAUCUGAACACUGCGGUACGCAAAAAUCGGGAGCGUGAAAAGGCCAACACGUAUUACAUGCAGAUGUUGAGCACCUCGCUGUCGACCGCAAUUCGCUUCGAUGGUACCGAAGGCGAAGGAAGCGGACCGAAUCAGAAUGUGGAUUUUUAUGACUACAUUGUGGACAUACGAGAGCACGACGUACCGUACCACGUUCGAGUGUCUAUUGACUUGAACAUAUUCUGUGGCACGUGGUAUACAGUCCGGUGCCGGGGUGGGGAUGAACCGCCAGUUAUUACGCCUCGCCCCGACAUCAUAGAUCGUCCUGAGCCGGUCAUAUUAGCGUUCGAUAUCGAAACUACGAAACUACCGCUCAAGUUUCCAGACGCGCAAACCGAUCAAAUUAUGAUGAUAUCCUACAUGAUCGAUGGACAGGGCUAUUUGAUCACGAACCGUGAGAUCAUUAGUGGCGAUGUAGAUGAUUUCGAGUACACCCCGAAGCCAGAAUUCGAAGGCAACUUUAUAGUUUUUAACGAAGCUAACGAGCUGGGGCUGUUGCAGAAAUUCUUCGACCAUAUCCUGGAGGUAAAACCGCACAUCUUUGUAACGUACAACGGUGACUUUUUCGAUUGGCCGUUCGUUGAAGCACGUGCAGCAGUAUACGAUCUGGAUAUGCGACGCGAGAUAGGUUUCUCAAAGGUAAAUGGGCGCGAUGGCAAUUAUCUGUGCCGUCCUGCAAUGCAUCUCGAUUGUUUGUGUUGGGUGAAGCGUGAUUCGUAUCUUCCGGUUGGUUCGCAUGGUUUGAAAGCGGUCGCGAAGAGUAAACUGCGGUACGAUCCCGUCGAAUUGGACCCGGAAGAGAUGUGCCGGAUGGCGGUGGAGCAACCGCAGGUGUUGGCCAACUAUUCGGUCUCGGAUGCGGUAGCUACGUACUACCUGUAUAUGAAGUAUGUGCACCCAUUCAUCUUUGCGCUGGCAACGAUCAUUCCGAUGGAACCGGAUGAAAUACUGCGGAAAGGUUCGGGAACGCUUUGCGAAUCGUUGCUUAUGAAGGAAGCGUUCAAGGUGAACAUUGUAUUUCCUAACAAGCAAGUGUCGGAGUUGAAUAAACUUACCAACGAUGGGCAUGUCCUGGACUCGGAAACGUACGUAGGAGGACACGUGGAAGCGCUCGAAUCCGGUGUGUUUCGCGCUGACAUCAGUACUCGCUUUCGGCUUGACCCGGAUAUGAUCAAACAACUGCAAGGCAAUGUGGAGAAAGUACUGGAGCAUGCAAUUGUUACCGAAGAAGGCGUUCCCAUAUCGGACGUGAUCAACUUUGAAGAAGUCAAGGCGGAAAUUUUAUCAGCGCUCCAACAGCUGCACGACAUUCCUACGCGGCUCGAGCAGCCAGUCAUUUACCAUCUCGAUGUCGGUGCCAUGUACCCGAACAUCAUACUUACGAACCGUCUUCAACCGUCAUCCAUGGUGAGUGAUGCGGAUUGUGCUGCGUGUGAUUACAACAAACCGGGUGCACUAUGCAAACGGGACAUGGAGUGGCUGUGGCGCGGAGAAAUGCUUCCAGCAAGUCGUAACGAAUUUCAGCGCAUUCAACAGCAGCUUGAGACGGAGAAGUUUCCGCCACUGUUUCCAGGUGGUCCACAGCGCGCCUUUCACGAACUGUCGCGCGAAGAUCAAGCAAAUUACGAGAAGAAAAGACUGUCGGAUUACUGCCGAAAGGCGUACAAGAAAACGAAGGUUACACGGUUGGAGACGCGAACGUCUACCAUCUGCCAGAAGGAAAACAGUUUCUACGUCGAUACGGUGCGAGCGUUCCGUGAUCGUCGGUAUGAGUAUAAGGCGUUAACUAAGGUUGCAAAAGCGGCGGUUACGGCGGCUGUAAAGAGUGGUGAUGCAGGCGAAAUAAAGGCCGCAAAAGGGCGCGAAGUACUGUACGACUCCCUGCAGCUUGCUCACAAAUGCAUUCUCAAUUCGUUCUACGGAUACGUGAUGCGUAAGGGUGCCCGUUGGCACAGCAUGCCAAUGGCGGGAAUUGUCUGUUUGACUGGUUCGAACAUUAUCACAAAAGCGCGAGAAAUCAUCGAACGCGUUGGUCGACCGCUAGAGCUGGAUACCGACGGUAUAUGGUGCAUAUUACCCGCAUCAUUUCCCCAAGAGUUUACCUUCCGAACAAACCAUCAGAAGAAGAAAACGCUCAACGUUUCGUACCCAAAUGCUGUGUUAAACACGAUGGUGAAGGAUCAUUUUACCAACGAACAGUAUCAUGAGCUGGUGCGAGCUGGAGAUGGCGGCAAGGGCGCUGAAUAUUCGGUACGUUCGGAAAACUCGAUUUUCUUCGAGGUUGAUGGCCCUUACCUGGCUAUGGUGCUACCGGCAGCCAAAGAGGAAGGUAAAAAGCUGAAAAAACGCUACGCAGUAUUUAACUUCGAUGGGUCGCUGGCAGAACUGAAGGGCUUCGAGGUAAAACGGCGUGGAGAGCUUCAGCUGAUUAAGAUAUUUCAAUCAUCCGUAUUCGAAGCGUUCCUGCAAGGCUCAACGCUGGAGCAGUGUUAUGCGUCCGUGGCCAAAAUAGCCGACUAUUGGCUAGAUGUGUUGUACAGCAAGGGGCACAAUAUGCCGGACAGCGAGCUGUUUGAACUGAUUUCGGAGAAUCGUUCUAUGUCGCGAAAGCUUGAAGAUUAUGGCGAACAGAAAUCAACUUCCAUCUCGACGGCAAAACGUUUGGCCGAAUUUUUGGGAGAUCAAAUGGUAAAGGAUGCUGGACUGGCGUGUAAGUUUAUAAUUUCUCGCAAACCGGAAGGAGCCCCGGUAACCGAACGAGCCAUCCCGCUGGCUAUAUUUCAGUCCGAAGUAAGUGUACGACGGCAUUAUUUGCGACGCUGGUUGAAGGACAAUACGAUGGGCGAUGCCGACAUUCGGGAUGUUUUGGAUUGGAACUAUUACAUCGAACGAUUGGGAGGAACGAUUCAGAAAAUCAUCACGAUCCCGGCUGCCUUGCAGGGGUUAAACAAUCCGGUACCGCGUGUGCAGCAUCCCGACUGGUUGCACAAGAAAAUGUUGGAGAAAAAUGACACCUUGAAACAACGACGCAUAAGCGAAAUGUUUAGCGUAGCACCGCCAAAACCAGCCGCUCCCAGUACAGACCUUACCGACGUGGAAGAUUUAGUAAGCAAACAAUCCAAUGGAGGCCAGUUACCGGGAGUUCCCGUAGCGCACAAACGUCGCCGAGAAGGAUCUGACGAUCGUGGAGCACAAUCCGAUGAUGAACCGGUGCCUACAGUUCCAAAAACGUGGCGCGAAGCUCUGGGUGAUCCGCCCUCACCUGGCACCACCAAGGCAGAACUGGUAGAAUGGCUACGGUUUCAUAAGCGCAAAUGGCGCUGGCAAAUAUCUCAACGCGAUCGCCACCAUCGCGAUGUGCGUAACAACAGCAAACGAAUUCGUACUGCCGUCGAUGAAAAUGUCAGUGCAGCGGCACCAACUCGAGCUGUGACGCUGGGUGGCUUCCUGCGCAAAACGCAACGCUCGCUGAUUGAGCAAAGCUGGCAGAUUAUACAGCUUAUACCGGUGGACGACCUGGGCAACUUUACCGUGUGGGCUAUGGUUGGAGAGGAGUUGCACAAAAUUCGACUCUCGGUACAGCGAAUCUUUUACGUUAACCAGCGAACUCCGGCACCUCCCGAGAACGACGGUGCAAUAACGCCGGGGGCGGGCAAAUCGAUGUGGAAAAAGGUUCACCGUGUGUUGCCACGUGCACGACCCGUCUACCAUCUCUACCAGUACGUGGUUCCGGAGCAGAUCUUUCGCGAUAAUCGUCUCGGUUUGCUCGCCGAUCUUGCUACGCCCGAUAUUGAGGGCAUUUACGAAACGCAAAUGACGCUAGAAUUUCGUGCCCUCAUGGAGUUGGGCUGUGUAUGCGCAGUACAGCGGUCUGAAGCAAGAGCGCUGGCAGCUUUAGCAACGAAAGAUCUCGAAGCGUUCAACAUACAGCAGUUGGAAAUGCGUCCCAGUAACUCCACAUCCUACUUGAAGAGCUCAAAAAAUGGUGGUGUGAAUAUGCGCAAGAUAUUCAUUUAUCAGCACGUUUCACCAACGGGAAAACGUGAGAUGUGGGGCCUAUUUUCGCCAGCCAACAAAAAAGCGCUUGUGAUCGUGCUGGAUACGGUACGCACGAAUCAACUGCCAACCGUAAAGAAUCUUUACACCUCCGAACGGAUUGCACUCCUAACGGCCGGUGGCGAAAAUCAAGAAGAAAUGCUACCACCGCCAGAUAUGACAUUCGAGGUGUACAUGGAAAUCGAUGCUAAGCAGGUGUACCAGCGUGUUACACGAGCGCUAACGGCAUAUCGAGACGAAAAACGUGGACCAACGCUGCUAUGCCUUCAAACCGCACUUGGACUGCAGAAGCUAAAUCAAAAUUUGCCUAUCUGCUUAGAGUUCCCGGAGGUUUCUAUUCACAUUGCAGACGAUGCGGCUCUUCUCUCCGGGCUCGAUUGGCAACGGCACGGUGCACGGUCCAUGAUAAGACACUUCCUCAAUCUUAACCGCGUACUGCAAAUGAUGCUAGAACAAUGUCUCUACUUCCAGCUGCCCUUGGGCAACAUGCCACCGGAUACAGUUCUUUUCGGGGCCGAUUUAUUCUAUGCCAGACUGCUGCAGCGUUAUAAUUUCGUUCUUUGGUGCUCAGCCGGGGCCCGUCCCGACCUUGGUGGACGCGAAGCGGACGACAGUCGACUGCUGGCCGAAUUUGAGGAUAACAUCUCGAUCGUACAGAAUCGCGCGGGACUUUAUCGAUCUGUUUGCGUUGAACUAACCGUGGAGAGUUUGGCCGUUUCGGCUUUGCUGCAGGCAAGUAAAGUGCAGGAACUCGAGGGAACGUCUUCAGCAAUUACGUUCGACGUAAUGCCACAAGCAUCGCUAGAAGAGAUGAUCACCAGUGGACCGAACGGGCCACAACUUUCCAACUACGACGAAACGGCCCUUUGUAGUCAAGCAUUUCGCGUAAUGCGAAUGAUGGUCAACGCAUGGUUGCGCGAAGUUUCCAUCAACCGGAAUGUGUUUUCCGACUUUCAGAUCAUUCAUUUCUACCGUUGGGUACGGUCGAGCCGUGCCCUACUGUACGAUCCUGCUUUACGACGCGCACUGAACACCCUGAUGCGGAAACUGUUCCUGCAAAUUGUGGCCGAGUUUCGGCGCAUGAAAGCGGAGAUCAUAUAUGCGGACUUCAAUCGCAUCGUGAUCGAUACCGGCAAACGAACGGUUGCCGAUGCCAUUAGCUACACGGAUUUUGUUGUGCAGAACAUUCGCAAUCGUGAGCUGUUUCAUAGCGUUUCGUUGUCCUUUCAACAAGCGUGGGAAUUUUUACUCUGGAUUGAUCCUACCAACUAUGGUGGUGUGCGAGGCAAUCUGCCGAAGGAUGUAAUUGCCUCGGCGGAAAUGACCACCCCAGCAUCGCAAGAGGAGGAUGCAGAGGAAGAGGAACUUUCGCUCGAAAUGAACUGGAGCAUCUCGGAGCAGCUUCCCGAGGAGAGAAGAUGUCGUGCAAAUUUUGAAAGCUUCGUCGUCUCCUUCCUGCAAACGAUGGCCGAAGGAGUUUCCCCUGAAAGUGCGCUAAAAAAGUUAGCUUGCGUCGCGUAUGGAAUGGUGCAGAAAAUGCACGACGGAUAUGCACGUGGUGCGAGCGGGCCGGCUUUAGAGUUUGUAAAAGCUGUCUCUAAAGCUUUGGCGGCUUGCAAAGAAAUAGACGAGCAGUUAACGACCAUGCGGCGCAACAUGUUGCUGCUUGUCGGCGUGGGAGACUUUAGUGACAAGGCGAUAUGGAAAGAGUCGAUAAAAUCGUUCGUCCUUACGGAGGUGAUCUGCCAGGCGUGUAACCAUUGCCGUGAUUUAGAUCUCUGCAAAGACACUCAUCGCGCAUUGAAGGAUGGAGACCUACCUGUGUGGCUGUGUGCGCAGUGUAACGUCGACUAUGAUAACGUGGAGAUUGAAAUGCGACUCCUCGACGUCGUUCAACGAAAGCUGAUGUCCUACACGUUGCAGGAUCUACGGUGCGUCAAGUGCAAGCAAAUCAAGCGGGAAAAUCUCUCUCAAUAUUGCACCUGUACCGGUAACUUUGAAAAUCUCAUCUCUACGGGCGAGAUACGACGAUUGCUUCAGACUUUCCACAUGCUGGCCAAAGACUAUCGCAUGCGUGUUCUGGAAGAAACUGUUCAGCACAUACUGCAAACGUAAGC
Molecule: messenger RNA, 6683 nt
Organism: Anopheles maculipalpis
Lineage: Eukaryota; Metazoa; Arthropoda; Insecta; Diptera; Culicidae
Gene: DNApol-epsilon255
Product: DNA polymerase epsilon catalytic subunit 1
Exons: 3
Coding region: 1-6681 (2226 amino acids)
Biological process (GO): leading strand elongation; base-excision repair, gap-filling; DNA replication
Cellular component (GO): nucleus; epsilon DNA polymerase complex
Molecular function (GO): DNA-directed DNA polymerase activity; single-stranded DNA 3'-5' DNA exonuclease activity; zinc ion binding
Source: RefSeq, a predicted model, not a curated record